Laetiporus sulphureus 93-53 is the source of this 3045-nucleotide messenger RNA. RefSeq lists its product as uncharacterized. The coding region runs from base 1 to 3045 and encodes 1014 amino acids. The transcript is spliced from 6 exons. The record is from RefSeq and is a predicted model, not a curated record. NCBI's taxonomy places the organism in Eukaryota, Fungi, Basidiomycota, Agaricomycetes, Polyporales, Laetiporaceae.
AUGGCCGACCUCGAACCGCAGAGCCCGACUUCCACUGCGACACACGGCGAUGUCGUGGCAGGAAUUCAGGGACCUGAAACGCAUUCUGAAGAGCACGAAGAACACGAGGCAGCGAGCGUGGUUGGGGCACCUCCUGAGAGCACACCUGUAGCUGAAGGCGUGGCAGAGGGACACGCCGAGGACAACAUGGCCCAGGGCUCUGAUGCUGCAGCUACGCCUGCGGACUCUCCGACCUCUCCGCACGCAGAGAACAUGCCCACAGAAACUGUGAAGGAGAAUACCCCUGCACCACAGUCCGGAAGACAUACGGCAAAGCCGUCAAUUUCCGUGAAGCCCGGCACCAAGACCACGAGCGCGCCUCCUACACCGCUAGUCAAGAAGGUCAUUAGUUCGGGCACAUUUGGAUCUGGAGUGAAGCAUGCGCCUGCUCCCGGGACGAAAACCACAGGAAUAGCCGCGGCUGCAGCCACCAAACCCGCAUCCGCUACCAUCCUCAGGAAAUCGUCCAGCACGUCCUCUGUUAACCCUCCUACGAAGCCGGCCAUGGCAUCGAGCAGAUCAGGUGCUACUGGGGUCGCAGGUUCGACCACAACUGCCGUAAGGCGACAGUCAGUCGUUCCUAAGGCCCCCACACCGACGUCCGCCAAAGCCCCGACGUCUAGCAGCGCACGAACACCCACGGCGUCUUCCACCGCCUCCGCAGCGAAAUCCGGGACAGCGGGAUCUCGUGCGACGCCCGACGCUUCAGCUGCCCCAGGUCGCCCUCGCGCGUCUGUCAGUGGAGAGGCGAAGCGUACAAGCACAAUUGCAUCGCGUUCCACUGUCGCGCCGAAUAACCGACCCCCUAGCACGACCUCUACGAGGUCGACCCGACUUGCGGGAUCUGCGUCGAUUUCAUCGAUCAAGGAAGUCAAGAAUGAUAGCAAGACGGUAGAAAAGUUGCAUAACAAGGCAAGUCUUCUGAAAGAAGCGACGGAUUCUCUUAUCUCGAAGGCUGAUGUAGUAAAGGAGCUCGAGGCUCAAGUGAACGAGCUCAAGUCGUCGUUGAAGUCAGCACAAGCCGAAGUUGAGACUCGGCGGUCUGCCGUUGAGAUGCUGGAGGAGUCAAAGGCUGCUGCUGAACAACAGCUCGCUAUCCUCCGCAAUCAGGUAGCGGAGCUGCAAUCUGGCGGCUCGGAGGAGGGAGCUGCAUUGAAAUCAAUCCGAUCGGAGCUUGAAGCCGCGACGGCCGCUCACGCUACGGAGAAGGAGCUCGUGGCUGCUCUCCAGUCUCAGAUCCAAGCCCUAGAGUCCGAGGUCGCGGCAGGAAGGCAUAACUUGGACGCGCUUCGCUCUUCAUCAAGCGAGCAAUCAUCUGCCUCGGCGGCGGCGGCAGAGGUUGAGCACAUUGCUCUUCUCAAGGCCAAAGAAGAUUUGGAGGCAAUCAAGUUAGAGACGGAAAGUCUCAAGGCUGCUCACACUGAAGCGCUUGCAGAUGCUCAAACGCGGAUGGCGGAGCUUGAAGAGAAAGCCACUCGAGUCGAGAUAUUAGAAGCGCAGUUGGCAAAGCUAAAGGCGGAGAACGGAGAGAAGUCCAUGAAGGUCUCUGAGCUCGAGGUCGAGAUCCUUGAGAUGAAGGAGGAGCAGGAGAAGUCGGAGGAUGAGCGCGCACAGGCCAUUGCUCGGAUCCGAUCGUUGGAGGAGGAGAUCACGAAAGCCUCCGAGGCCAUGCAAAAGGCCCUCGAGGAGGCGAGCGCGAGUGAGGCAGAGAAGCUAGGGAAAGCCGACGAAGCGUUGCAGGAACUUGCACAGGAGCUUAACUCUGUUCGCAUGGAGUAUGCCGGCCUAUCCGACAAGUGCAAGAGCUUGGACGAAGAGCUUGCAAAGGCGAUUCAAACCCACGAACAGGCCAAGGCUGAAAUUGAUGCGCAGGUCGAAGCUCACACAGCGGAAAUUCGGCGCCUGCAAGACGAGUUCCGAGAGAAGGAGAGCCAACUGAUUGAGCAGAUGAAGACCAUCACCGCAGAGCUUGAGAGUCAAGAGGCCAAAUACAACGCGAAGGUCGACGCCGUGAAAGCCGACCAUGACGAGCUGCUCAAGCAGGCGUUCGAACGUGCUAGGAAUGAAGCUGGUUCUGCUCAUAGUCAGGAUCUGCAAGCGCUUCGUGCUGAAUCUCAGGCUACGAUCGAGCAACUUCGUACAGCCCACGAGGUCUCCGUCGAAAGUCUUAAGGCCGAACAUCAGGCUGCCCUCGAGAGUCAGGUCAAGACGCUCGAGAAGCAGAUCGCGCAGAACAACCUGGAGUUGAAGGCGACGCAUGACGAUUUGCAGAAGGCAAAAACUGCAUUCGCGUCGAGCUCGCAGGAGCUCGAAUCGGUCAAGUCGCAGCUCGACGAGGCUCGUCAGAUUGCGGCAACGAUCGAUAGAUCCGACAAGGAUGAAAUGAUUGUGCGUCUUUCGAAGGAGCUGUCCAACGCUCGCGACGACCAUGCCUCACUCCAAGAUAUGUUCACCGCUACCAAGGAGUCGCUUACGGAGGUCUCGAAGAGUCACGCUCUCGAGCUGGAAGAUGCCGCGCGGGUACGGGCGGAGGAGGUUAUCAAGCUUCGUGCCGCUCAUGACGAGCAGCUGAAAGAUCUGACAACGGAGAAAUCCGAGCUGCAGUCGAAAGUGUCAGACCUUGAGGGCGAGCUAGCAACCCUCAAGGCAACCGUGGCGGCAGAACCAGUCAUUUCUCCCAGGACGAACGGAUCUGCCCACGCGCAUGCGUCGAAUGCGACGCGGGAUGAGCUGCAGCGCUUGCAUGAGGCGCACAACCUCAAGAUGCUCGACCUGCAGGCAGCGCACGAACGGUCUAUGCAGGAGAUGAGGGAGCAGCUGGAAAUUGCGCUUGCUAAGGCCAGUGAGCUGGCUCAGGAGGUCGAGCGAAAGACGAUGGAAAUCAAGUACCUCGAACAAGAUCAAGAAGAAAGCCAAGACCAGUUAACGCGGUACGUCAAAAUCUUUGGAUUGAAAAGUUUCGUUGGGGCGAUGUGCACUCUGGUCGUGGUCUAUGGCCUGUUCUAA